Messenger RNA from Perkinsus marinus ATCC 50983, 789 nucleotides. RefSeq lists its product as hypothetical. Bases 1 to 789 code for a protein of 262 amino acids. The record is from RefSeq and is a predicted model, not a curated record. Lineage: Eukaryota; Perkinsozoa; Perkinsida; Perkinsidae. The transcript has 2 exons.
AUGAGAAACCCCGCCUUGCCCUGGCUACUAGUUGCUCAGGCUCUGGUCAUCACGGUGGCUCAGGACGCUGGCAAGUACGUCUACGAGAACAGAGACUUCACUAUGACUUACUAUGUUCCCGGUGCUUGCUACGUCGCGUGGCCGUUCCCGUUAGCGGAGAAGGCGAGCUCUGUGUACAUCCUCCAGGACGAGCAUUCUAUGGGCUUUGAUGACUGGUACAACAGAAUCAAGUUCUUGCUAGCACACGCUCACCUUGUUGAGCCCGAAGACCUCAACCCUCUGGCGGAGAUCCAGCCUGGGGACUUGGUUACCUUGACCUACCACGGCAAGAACUCUAUCACCACGAGCUUCCGGAAGAGAGAGCUCAGGUUUAUGCGGGUGAUGUCUACCCUGCCGCCGGGUAAGUAUGUCUACAAGGGACCUCUCUUCAGUAUGACUUACGAUGUGAACAUGGAUCAUGAAGUUGCAUUCUCCAUCUACGUGCCUAAGCCUCCGCAUCAUAGGGGUGAUAUACCGAAACCUGCUUCUAUUUCCCUUGGCCCGUACUUUCUACGAAGUGCUACUGGUUUCACUUACUAUCUCGACUUCGGGAAGCCUGGGCCCGGCGGAAAUCAUUGGCGUGUGGAGCUCGACCGCUUCCUCAGAAACACUGGCCUAAUGGAGUCUGACAAGGUCUACCCAUCUGAUCCUAGCCAAGAGUGGGAUCUUACAGUACUAACCUCUACAAGCACUAUCACGACCAACUUCCAAAAGAAAAGGAUCGAGUUCAAGAGGGUCGCACCCCGCUAG